AUGCCUAUGUGGUGCCACCUGUUCAUCCAAACUCUCACGGGAGCUGCUCGCGCCUGGUUCGACAGCCUCCCGCCAGGAAAGAUUGAAUCAUGGGUCGAUUUCAGAACACAGUUUGUGAAUCAUUUCAGUCAGCAAAGACGUUACCAGCGCGACACAGCUGAAGUCAUGGACAUUUGGCGCCAAGAGAACGAAGGUUUAGAAGAUUUCAUCACUCGCUUUAACAAAGAGUGCUUAGAAAUUGGUGACGUAAACGAACAACUCAUGCGCGCUCAUUUCAAGAAAGCUAUUUGUUGUGAUAGCCUCAUCAGGACUAUCACAGGAAAGGAUGGAAUGCCCAAACAGUGGGAUAAGCUCAUGGAAGCUGCCAAAAUAGUUGCGCAAACUGAAAAGUCAUUGGCCGGCAACAAGAGAUCUUAUACUGAGGAUCGAUUUUCCAAGGGGAGUUCGCGCGACAACAACAAGCGCAAUAAGAACAAAGGUCACGAUUGGAAAUCCGGAAGAUCAAGGGGUUACGAUGAAAGGCCGCGCUAUAGAGAAGACGCGCGAGAAACAAUCGACAGAAUUGGUUAUCGAAAGGCAGUCAGGGAUGAUAACCGAGAAAAGCACUGGACUCCGUGUAACAUUCCUAUUUUUAUAUUAGAAUUAUAG
Messenger RNA from Helianthus annuus (common sunflower), 648 nucleotides. RefSeq lists its product as uncharacterized. The record is from RefSeq and is a predicted model, not a curated record. Lineage: Eukaryota; Viridiplantae; Streptophyta; Magnoliopsida; Asterales; Asteraceae. The coding region runs from base 1 to 648 and encodes 215 amino acids. The transcript has a single exon.